AAUCGUUUAAAAAUUGUGAUAAAUGGUUGCACGGUUUCCAAAUGAUUCAUUCACUUGCUUUGUAUAAAUAUACACUAAAAGAUAUUCAACACUUUUAGUUUAAUGAUAAAAGUGAACCGGUGAUAAACUAUAGUUUAGUUUUAGUAAGUGACUAUCUUUUUCUUAACCAUGGUGAUCAUGAAUUUAAAUUUAGUGAAGAGGUUGAUGACAAAAUUUGCAAACCGUCCUUUUAUAGAACGAACCCUAAAAUAUAGAUAUUACUCAAGCCAGACAGAAGUUAGUCGAAAGUACGAUAAAAAUGACGCCAUCCAAUUUAAAUCUAUGUUCAAACAAUUUGCAAGCGACCUCUUGGAAGAUGUCCGAAAAUAUGACACUACGUUUGCUCCCAGUUGGUUUGAGAGGUCAUUGCAGUAUAACGUGAAUGGCGGUAAACUCAACAGAGGCCAAAUGACGGUGAUUGCAUACAAAAUCCUUGCUGAUGAUAGUCAACUCACCGUAGAAAAUAUAGAGCUGGCUCGAAAGAUCGGAUGGGUCUCAGAACUCUUUGAGGCUGCACUCUUUAUGGUUGACGACAUUAUUGAUGGAAGCGAAAUUCGACGCAAUAUGCCUUGUUGGCAUACCUUAUCAGAUGUGAAAAUGCAAUCAAUCAAUGAUAUGUUAAUGCUGGAAAACGGGACUUUUGUAGCUCUCCGCAGAUACAUUGGUCAUAAGAACUACUAUCCUCGUAUAUUUCAGAUGUUCUCAGAGGCUUUAUUUGUUACAUCCCUCGGCCAAACACUAGACACCCUUAUCACAAGAGAGAACGUUAUAAAUCAAACGAUGGAGCGAUUCCAAGGGAUAGUUCAAUAUAAAACCUGCCAUUCGGCUUUUUAUCUACCUGUUGCCUUUGCUUUGGAAAUGUGUGGUUACAAACAUCCGGGUAUAUACGAGGAUGCCAAAAAAGUUCUAGUUGCAAUUGGGCUUUUUUUCCAAGCAAGGAAUGACUACUUAGACUGCUUUGGUGAACUCACUGAGACCGGCAAGGAAGGAACGGAUAUUCAAGAAAACAAAGUUUCUUGGAUGGCCAUAACUGCCUUAAAUAAAGUAAAUGAAAAACAAAAGGAAAUAAUGCAAAGCUGCUAUGGACAAAAAGAUCCGAGCAAAGUUGCCAAAGUUAUCUCUUUAUAUAAAGAGUUGGGCAUUGAUAAGGAUUUCCUUGAGUAUGAGAAAGAAUCUUAUGAAAGAAUCAAUAAUAUGAUCCAAGGUUCGACUUUUUACAAUUUGAAACCUUUGUUACAGAUGAUAUGGGACACUAUUUAUCAUAAGAAAAUAUGGUAGAAUACAUUUCUGGCCAAGUUUUGUUGAUUUUG
This is a messenger RNA of Hermetia illucens (black soldier fly), 1349 nucleotides long. RefSeq names its product farnesyl pyrophosphate synthase 2-like. Gene Ontology annotation, molecular function: dimethylallyltranstransferase activity; (2E,6E)-farnesyl diphosphate synthase activity. Gene Ontology annotation, biological process: trans, trans-farnesyl diphosphate biosynthetic process. The transcript has 8 exons. NCBI's taxonomy places the organism in Eukaryota, Metazoa, Arthropoda, Insecta, Diptera, Stratiomyidae. The record is from RefSeq and is a predicted model, not a curated record. Gene Ontology annotation, cellular component: cytoplasm. Bases 169 to 1317 code for a protein of 382 amino acids.